Messenger RNA from Astyanax mexicanus (Mexican tetra), 794 nucleotides. It is a transcript of the gene sap18, whose product is annotated as Sin3A-associated protein. The record is from RefSeq and is a predicted model, not a curated record. Gene Ontology annotation, biological process: negative regulation of DNA-templated transcription. Gene Ontology annotation, cellular component: nucleus. NCBI's taxonomy places the organism in Eukaryota, Metazoa, Chordata, Actinopteri, Characiformes, Acestrorhamphidae. Bases 156 to 617 code for a protein of 153 amino acids. The transcript is spliced from 4 exons. Gene Ontology annotation, molecular function: transcription factor binding; transcription corepressor activity.
CGCUGUGAUUGGUCGAGGCGCUCGGUCGCUACAGCGGGUCAUCCUCAAGCGCCCGGCGGGGAGGCAGCUAAAGCUAGCGAACCUGAAUUAGCGAGAGCGCUGCGUUUAGAGGAGCUUAAAUCUGAGCUUCUGGUCAGAGAAAGAGGGUUCCAACGAUGGCUGUGGAGUCGAGGGUGACCCAGGAGGAAAUUAAGAAGGAGCCGGAGAAGCCGGUCGAUAGAGAAAAGACGUGUCCGCUGCUGCUUAGAGUUUUCACCACAAAUAAUGGGAGGCAUCACAGAAUGGACGAGUUUGCCCGAGGAAAUGUACCAUCAAGCGAGCUUCAGAUUUACACCUGGAUGGACGCCACCCUGAAAGAGCUGACCAGUCUAGUAAAGGAGGUUUAUCCUGAGGCUCGAAAGAAAGGCACACACUUCGGGUUUGCUAUUGUUUAUCCAGACCCUAAAAGACCAGGCUACAGGGUCAAAGAAAUCGGUAACACAGUAUCUGGGCGCAAGGGUGCAGAUGACUCGAUGACCCUGCAGUCUCAGCGCUUUCAGAUAGGAGACUACCUUGACAUUGCCAUUACUCCUCCCAACCGUGCUCCUCCUAUGCCAGGCCGUAUGAGACCCUACUGAGUCUCUCCAUGCUAGAACCCUGGUGCCUGUGUGGUCUUGUCUACAUGAUUACAUUUUGUUGUUGUCUACGUUUUCUUCUCAGAAUUUUUAUACUGGAUUUAUUGGCUUUGAGUUUUUAAGGUUAACCCUACCCUCCAUGUAACACUUAAUGGUGAAUAAAAGUUUUUCUCUAGUAAA